Caenorhabditis briggsae is the source of this 2136-nucleotide messenger RNA. Gene Ontology annotation, molecular function: calcium ion binding. The coding region runs from base 1 to 2136 and encodes 711 amino acids. NCBI's taxonomy places the organism in Eukaryota, Metazoa, Nematoda, Chromadorea, Rhabditida, Rhabditidae. Gene Ontology annotation, biological process: negative regulation of protein sumoylation. The record is from RefSeq and is a predicted model, not a curated record. The transcript is spliced from 3 exons.
AUGGGUAUAGCCAUCCCUAAAGAAAAUCUUCCUAAAGAAGAUCGUCUUCAAGAAGAUCAUCUUCAAGAAGAUCUUCUUCAAGAAGAUCAUCUUCAAGAAGAUCAUCUUCGAGAAGAUCAUCUUCCUGAAGAUCAUCUUCAAGAAGAUCAUCUUCAUGAAGAUCAUCUUCAAAAUCUUCCUAAAGAAAAUCUUCCUAAAGAAAAUCUUCCUAAAGAAAAUCUUCCUAAAGAAAAUCUUCCUAAAGAAAAUCUUCCUAAAGAAAAUCUUCCUAAAGAAAAUUUUCCUAAAGAAAAUCUUCCUAAAGAAAAUCUUCCUAAAGAAAAUUUUCCUAAAGAAAAUCUUCCUAAAGAAAAUCUUCCUAAAGAAAAUCUUCCUAAAGAAAAUCUUCCUAAAGAAAAUCUUCCUAAAGAAAAUCUUCCUAAAGAAAAUCUUCCUCAUGAAAAUCUUCCUAAUGAAAAUAUUCCUCAUGAAAAUCUUCCUCAUGAAAAUCUUCCUCAUGAAAAUCUUCCUCAUGAAAAUCUUCCUCAUGAUAAUCUUCCUGAUGAUAAUCUUCCUAAAGAAAAUUUUCCUACUGAAGAUCUUCCUGAAGAAAAUCUUCCUGAUGAAAAUCUUCCUGAUGAAAAUCUUCCUCCUGAAGAUCUUCCUCCUGAAGAUCUUCCUACUGAAAAUAUUCCUCCUGAAAAUCAUCCUCCUGAAGAUCAUCCUCCUAAAGAAAAUCUUCCUAAGAAAAUCUUCCUAAAGAAGAAAAUCUUCCUAAAGAAGAAAAUCUUCCUAAAGAAGAAAAUCUUCCUAAAGAAGAAAAUCUUCCUAAAGAAGAAAAUCUUCCUAAAGAAGAAAAUCUUCCUAAAGAAGAAAAUCUUCCUAAAGAAGAAAAUCUUCCUAAAGAAGAAAAUCUUCCUAAAGAAGAAGAUCUUCCUAAAGAAGAAAAUCUUCUUAAAGAAGAGAAUCUUCUUAAAGAAGAAAAUCUUCUUAAAGAAAAUCUUAUAUAUGGGUAGAGCCAUCCUUAAAGAAAAUCUUCCUAAAGAAGAAAAUCUUCCUAAAGAAAAUCUUCGUAAAGAAAAUCUUCAAAAUCUUCCUAAAGAAAAUCUUCAUAAAGAAAAUCUUCCUAAAGAAAAUCUUCCUAAAGAAAAUCUUCCUAAAGAAAAUCUUCCUAAAGAAGAAAAUCUUCCUAAAGAAGAAAAUCUUCCUAAAGAAGAAAAUCUUCCUAAAGAAGAAAAUCUUCCUAAAGAAGAAAAUCUUCCUAAAGAAGAAAAUCUUCCUAAAGAAAAUCUUCCUAAAGAAAAUCUUCCUAAAGAAAAUCUUCCUAAAGAAAAUCUUCCUAAAGAAAAUUUUCCUAAAGAAAAUCCUCCUAAAGAAGAAAAUCUUCCUAAAGAAAAUCUUCCUAAAGAAGAAAAUUUUCCUAAAGAAAAUCUUCCUAAAGAAGAAAAUCUUCCUAAAGAAAAUCUUCCUAAAGAAAAUCUUCCUAAAGAAAAUCUUCCUAAAGAAAAUCUUCCUAAAGAAAAUCUUCCUAAAGAAAAUCUUCCUAAAGAAAAUCUUCCUAAAGAAGAAAAUCUUCGGAAAGAAGAAAAUCUUCCUAAAGAAGAAAAUCUUCCUAAAGAAGAAAAUCUUCCUAAAGAAGAAAAUCUUCCUAAAGAAGAAAAUCUUCCUAAAGAAAAUCUUCCUAAAGAAAAUCUUCCUAAAGAAGAAAAUCUUCCUAAAGAAAAUCUUCCUAAAGAAAAUCUUCCUAAAGAAGAAAAUCUUCCUAAAGAAGAAAAUCUUCCUAAAGAAAAUCUUCCUAAAGAAGAAAAUCUUCCUAAAGAAAAUCUUCCUAAAGAAAAUUUUCCUAAAGAAAAUCUUCCUAAAGAAAAUCUUCCUAAAGAAGAAAAUUUUCCUAAAGAAAAUCUUCCUAAAGAAGAAAAUCUUCCUAAAGAAGAAAAUUUUCCUAAAGAAAAUCUUCCUAAAGAAAAUCUUCCUAAAGAAAAUCUUCCUAAAGAAAAUCUUCCUAAAGAAAAUCUUCCUAAAGAAAAUCUUCCUAAAGAAAAUCUUCCUAAAGAAAAUCUUCCUAAAGAAAAUCUUCCUAAAGAAAAUCUUCCUAAAGAAAAUCUUCCUAAAGAAAAUCUUCCUAAAGAAAAUCUUCCUAAAGAAAAAUCUUCCUAA